This is a messenger RNA of Tupaia belangeri chinensis (Chinese tree shrew), 3952 nucleotides long. It is a transcript of the gene TGFB3, whose product is annotated as transforming growth factor beta 3. Lineage: Eukaryota; Metazoa; Chordata; Mammalia; Scandentia; Tupaiidae. The record is from RefSeq and is a predicted model, not a curated record. Gene Ontology annotation, cellular component: extracellular region. Gene Ontology annotation, molecular function: transforming growth factor beta receptor binding; growth factor activity; cytokine activity. Gene Ontology annotation, biological process: transforming growth factor beta receptor signaling pathway; regulation of cell population proliferation.
GGGGGCCGUGGAGUAACUUUCCAGAAAAACAGCCAACGUGUAGCAGGAGUAACUCCAAGAGGGGAAAAAAAGUUCAGUUACCACGUCGAAUGAGAGGACUCGCAAAGUAUUUUUCAAAUAGGCUCGGCUUUUCCUGUGCCUGUUUAAAACAUUAAAAUCGUGCAGCAAAAGAGGCUGCGUGCGCUGGUCCCUCCCUCCCCCACCCCAGGCCAGAGACGUCAUGGGAGGGAGGUAUAAAAUUUCAGCAGAGAGAAAUAGAGAAAGCAGUGUGUGUGCAUGUGUGUGUGUGAGCGAGAGGGAGAGGAGCGAGAGGAAGAGGGAGAAGGAGAGAGAAGCAGAGCCAAGUUCAAGGCAAUGAGCAAGAGGGGCGAGAGAUAGGGAAGCAGCAUGCGAAAGGAGGAGUAACCGAUUUCCGGAGCAGCAUGCAGUGAACUGGCUUCUAUUUUCUUUUUCUUUUUCCUUUUUAAAGAGCAGCAAGGGACAGAAGCAAUGGCCGAGGGAGAAGACAAGCCGAGGUGCGGGUGACCCCGGGCAUCCAAGUGGAUUAUUGGGACUGCUCUCCAGAGGCCUGUCCUCCCCGCCUUCCAAUUGCACAUAACCCCACGUCCCAGCCAAUGAAGACGAGAGGCAGCGUGAACAAAGUCAUUUAGAAAGCCCCCGAGGAAGUGUAAACAAAAGAGAAAGCAUGAAUGGAGUGCCUGAGAGACAAGUGUGUCCUGUCCUGCCCCCACCUUUAGCUGGGCCGGCAGCUGCCCAGCCCUGCCUCUCCCCACCUACUCACUGGUGAUCCGACCUUUUCUUUUCUUUCUUUUUUUUUUUUUAACAAUUUUUUUCCCUUUUCUUUUCCAUUCUCUUUUCUUAUUCUCCUUCAGGGCAAGACAAGGAUUUUGAUUUUGGGACCAAUCUAAGGUCUUUUUGCUCCUUUAAAAUACCCACUUUCUCCCCAUCACCAAGCGGCGUUGAGCAAUAUCAGAUAUCCGUUCUAUUUAUUUUUACCUAAGGAAAAAUUGCAGCUCUCUUCCCACUCCCAGCUGCCUUGCCUCCCCUCCCAGCCCUCUGCUUGCCCUCCACCUGGCCUGCUGGGAGUCAGAGCCCAACAAAACCUGUUGAGACACAUGGACAAGAAUCCCAGCGCUACGAGGCACACAGUCCGCUUCUUCGUCCCAGGGUUGCCAGCGCUUCCUGGAAGUCCUGAAGCUCUCGCAGUGCAGUGAGUUCAUGCACCUUCUUGCCAAGCCUCAGUCUUUGGGAUCUGGGGAGGCCGCCUGGUUUUCCUCCCUCUUUCUGCACGUCUGCUGGGGUCUCCUCCUCGCAAGGCCUCGCUGCCCCCCUGGCCUCUCUUCCCGGCUCGCCCAUGAAGAUGCACUUGCAAAGGGCUCUGGUGGUCUUGGCCCUGCUGAGUCUGAACUUUGCCACGGUCAGCCUCUCUCUGUCCACUUGCACCACCUUGGACUUUGGCCGCAUCAAGAAGAAGAGGGUGGAAGCCAUUAGGGGACAGAUCUUGAGCAAGCUCAGGCUCACCAGCCCCCCUGAGCCAUCGGUGAUGACCUACGUCCCCUAUCACGUCCUGGCCCUUUACAACAGCACCCGGGAGCUGCUGGAGGAGAUGCACGGGGAGAGGGAGGAAGCCUGCACUCAGGAAAACACCGAGUCGGAAUACUAUGCCAAAGAGAUCCAUAAAUUCGACAUGAUCCAGGGACUGGCCGAGCACAACGAGCUUGCAGUUUGCCCCAAAGGAAUCACUUCCAAGGUUUUUCGCUUCAACGUGUCCUCAGUGGAGCAAAAUGGAACCAACCUGUUCCGGGCAGAAUUCCGGGUCUUGCGGAUACCGAACCCCAGCUCCAAGCGCAAUGAGCAGAGGAUCGAGCUUUUCCAGAUACUCCGGCCAGAUGAGCACAUCGCCAAACAGCGCUACAUUGGUGGCAAGAAUCUGCCCACGCGGGGCACUGCUGAGUGGCUGUCCUUUGAUGUCACUGACACCGUGCGUGAGUGGCUGUUGCGAAGAGAGUCCAACUUAGGCCUGGAAAUCAGCAUUCAUUGUCCAUGUCACACCUUUCAGCCCAAUGGUGACAUCCUGGAAAACAUCCAUGAGGUGAUGGAAAUCAAAUUCAAAGGUAUGGACAACGAGGAUGAUCUUGUCCGUGGAGAUCUGGGGCGCCUCAAGAAACAGAAGGAUCACCAUAACCCGCAUCUAAUCCUCAUGAUGAUUCCCUCACACCGGCUUGACAACCCAGGCCAGGGGGGUCAGCGGAAGAAGCGGGCCCUAGACACCAAUUACUGCUUCCGUAACUUGGAGGAGAACUGCUGUGUGCGCCCCCUCUAUAUUGACUUCCGACAGGAUCUGGGCUGGAAAUGGGUCCAUGAACCUAAGGGUUACUAUGCCAACUUCUGCUCAGGCCCUUGCCCAUACCUCCGCAGUGCAGACACCACCCACAGCACGGUGCUGGGACUGUACAACACCAUGAAUCCAGAAGCAUCUGCCUCCCCUUGCUGUGUGCCCCAGGACUUGGAGCCCCUGACCAUCCUGUACUAUGUGGGGAGGACCCCCAAGGUGGAGCAGCUCUCCAACAUGGUGGUGAAGUCUUGCAAGUGUAGCUGAGACCCCGCCUGCGGCAGAGAGAGAGGAGAGGGAACUGCCAUGCCUGACUGCCCGCUCCUUGGGAAACACGAAACAACAGACCUCACCUAGAGGCCUGGGGCCCUCAACCUUCGGCUCCAGGCAAGAGGCAGAGAUGGAGGUCUCCUUUUGGGACAUUUCUCUUUCUUGCUGGCUCUGAGAAUCACUGUGGUAAAGAAAGUGUGGGUUUGGUUAGGGGAAGGCCGAACUCUUCAGAACACAUAGAUUUUCUGUGACGCAGACAGAGGUGGUGGGGAGAGAGGAAAAGGACGGCAAGUUGACAUAUCUAAUGGCAGUUGGCUUUGGGCUACCGUAGGGAGGAAGAAAGGCAGAGAAUGGCCGGGUCAGGGCCUGACUGGAAGACACUUGGGAUCUGAGCUCAGAUUUGCUCAUUGCUGUACCAUGUCCGCUCUAGAGAAUCUGGAUUACGUUACAGAAGACAAGUUUCUUCAGACGGGUUACCAUCACAAAGUCCCAGAGUUGUAUCUCAUACUGCCUGGGAUUAAGGACAUAGUUGUUAUUUUUGCAAAUUGUCUUCCUUACACCAAUCAGCAGCCUGGGUCAUUACUGGGAGAAAAUCCAGGUAAUGUUCCCCGGCCAUCAACUACAUUGGGCCCUAGAUAUGCUGAACUACAAAGUCAGGGGUGGGAACUAACCCUCUCCUGGCUGCUCUCUGGGUCCCUCCUCUCGCCUUCUUCCUCAGUCCUAUUUCCCCCUGGAUGUUUGGCUAGAUACUUUCUGGUCAGGAUGCAUAUACCUGGAUUUGGGGGUCCAUGCAGCCAUGGGGCAUUCUGGGUUCUUCCCUUCUUAUCCCUCAAGACCCUGUGUUUAUCUGGUCUUCCUGGAAGCAGGUGCUACAACAUGUGAGGCAUCCGGGGAAGCUGCAUGUGUGUCACACAAUGACUUGGCCCCAGACGCAUAGACUGAGGUAUAAAGACAAAUACAAAUAUUACUCUCAAAUCUUUGUAUAAAUAAAUAUUUUCGGGGACUCUUGGAUGAUUUUAUCUUCUGGAAGAUUGUUUCUGGAACAGUAAAAGACUUAUUCUAAGGUAUACGUCUGACUUGAUAUGUAUCCUCAAUUAUCCUUUUCUUAAUUCCAUGUUCACAUCUACUAAUCAGAAGUGAAGAAACUCUCAGACAUCAAAUAUACUACUUUGCGUGAAUGCCCUGUGCCCCUUCCUUCUUGCAGAGUGUAUCCUCAGACACACAGAGGCAGCAGCUCAGAGUUACACAAAGCAAGCAAACUUCACCUCCAGAUUACUGUAGGUGUACUCUCCUGGUAUGGACCCUUACACAUGGAAAUGUGGUUGUACAUUACCUAUAACUGACCACCAU